AUACUGUGUGUUGUGGCUGUUACCUGAAAAACAGAUGUCGUCCUGAGGCUUAUGAGUUCCAGUUCAAUUCACAUACAGUACUGCUGAACGUGCUUAUUGUUUUCCUUAUCUGAUCUUGGUUCUUUAGGUUGAGCUUGGGAAAACAAAAGAACACUCACACCCACACACGUAUGCAAGCAUGCACAUGCAAAUUAACGUAAACCCACACACACAUGCAAGCAUUAACACACAUUAGCAUACGCACGCUACAAAUUCACCUUCACCUCGCUCAGAGGCACGCACGCACACACACAAACACACACACACACAGGCAAUCCACUCUGCUGUUUUAGAAUGCAAUCAUCCGACCCCAUGCCAUCUGUGUUAUGAUGACCGAUGGGCAGAAUGAGAUGAGUAUCCAUGACUACACUAACCAUGGCCAUAACAGUAAACCUUAGUGACUACAGAGAAGGGACAACAGCAUGUCACUACGAGUGAUCUGGGAUCAGCACCCUUCUGUCCAAAGAAUCAUUCUUAAGGCAAAACUGAUCCAAGAGCAGCACUCACAUUAGAAAAGCCUUUAAAUACUGUUUUGGGUCAUGUUAGCAUCUGGUGGCUAACGGACAUCUAGUGUCUGUCAGCGAAGGAGGCGUCCAGUUACUGCAGAUGUUUGAAUUAUUGACGAGCAGCUGACAUGCACACAGCCACAGCAGCUGAAGUGUCCCGACCAACACACUCGGAUCAGGGAAAGGGACAGGGUAAUAAUGUACAGGAAAGGAAAGCCUGAGCCUUGGACUUGAAGAUCACUGAAAGAAUUGCCUUCAGUGAUCGGUGAUACAGGUAAUAUAUCCCAGUCAGUCAGUCAGUUGUCAGGUAUUGUUGAGAAUUGAGAGAUUUUUCAGUGAACACCAACGUUCAGCACACCGUCUGGAAGGCUGGGACAGCUAUUUGUUUGGGCUCAACAUUAGGAUCAUAGGCUAUUGAUUCGUUUUUUUGGACUGUUUAGUGUGUCUGGCUCUAGGUGUUGGACUGAAUAUUUGUCUUGGAUAACCGGAUCACCACUAAGAGAAGCAAUACACGGCGCUGGCAUUUUGGCGGGAUGGGAUUCAGCAUAGGCUAGACAUGAGACAUUUCAGACACACACAGCUAGAAUGCAGUGUCUCCUGAGCUGCUAGGAGUCCUGUCCUCCAUCGCGGCCUUCAUGGCCCUGAUGGCUCUGUUUUUUCUCUACCUCAGCAACAAGUUGUCAGUGGAGAAUGCCAACGACCUUUCACGUCUCGACCACUAUAGGCCUGAGCAGCAAGACCAGAGCUGCCCGGAGCAUGGUUCCGAGGAGGACAGUGAGGAGGACCAACCAGGGGAACAGUCCGAAUCCUCAACCCAUCACAAAGCCUCCAUCUGGGACAACAGACCCAAAACCCCCAGCCAUCACAGCAGUAAGGCCUCCUCUGGACAAGGCAACAGUAUCCAGCGGAUCAGACCGGGCUCCCCACUUAAUGAGCUCCAGCCUCCUCCGUACCAGGACCAGGGUAGCCCGGUCCGAGAGUCGUCCCCGGAUGGCGAUGGUACGCUGCACUCCAGCGAGGCUAGCCUCGACCAGGACACUGAGAGUUACCUCAACAAGGGCUACGAUGAGGAUGUGCCUAGCGACAGCACCGCCGUCCUAGGGCCAGAGGACGGUUCGCCCUCUCUGCUUCCCAUGGGCUACGAGCCCGAGCCACUGGCCAAGUACGGCACGCUGGACGUGGCUUUCGAGUAUGAUCCGGAGGAGCAACGCCUGGCGGUCACCGUCACAGCAGCGACCGACAUCCCGGCACUCAAACAGACAGGCAACAUUGCGUGGCAGGUGCAUCUGGUGCUGCUGCCCACUAAGAAGCAGCGUGCCAAGACGGGAGUGCAGAGGGGGCCGUGCCCGGUGUUCACCGAGACCUUCCGCUUCACCCGGGUGGAACAGGAGGCGCUGGCAGACUACGCCGUCCGAUUCCGCCUCUACAGUGUCAGGAGGAUGAAGAAGGAAAAGGUGCUGGGCGAGAAGGUGUUCUACCUGACCAAGCUCAACCUACAGGGCAAGAUGGCGCUGCCUGUAACACUGGAGCCUGGAUCCGCGCUGACGGGCUGUGGGUCAUUGGUCAGCGUCUCUCGCAGUGUGGGGGCUCUGUCGUACCGCUCCUCCGGCGAAUCUACGCCGGAGAUCUUUCUGGGCCUCGUCUACAACGCCACCACAGGGAGACUCUCUGCGGAGGUCAUCCAGGGCAGCCACUUCAAGAACACCGCUUCGGACAAACCUCCCAGUGGGCUGUUUUGUUGUAUUAAACAGUUAAUAGGGGGACAACUUUAUAUCAUGAGAGACACAUAUGUGAAGCUGACCAUGCUCGACUCCAAAGGCAAGGAAAUGUCUAAGUGCAAGACAUCAGUGUGCCGCGGGCAACCCAACCCCACCUACAAGGAGACCUUUGUCUUUCAGGUGGCCCUCUUCCAGCUGUCUGAGGUGUCCCUGGUGGUGUCCGUCUACAGUCGCAGGAGCAGUAUGAAGGCCAGGGAGAGAGUGGGCUGGGUGUCCCUGGGCUUCAACAGCACUGGAGAGGAGCAGCAGGCCCACUGGAGCCAGAUGAGGGAGGCAGAAGGACAGCAGGUGUGCCACUGGCACACACUCUUGGAAUCUUGAUCAGGUCUUAAAGCGGCCUGGACAGGUACCAGAUUUGAUCUCUGUAAUGGAGUAGAACCUGGAUCAACUAAGGUGAAGGGAAAUGGUUAAAGGGCAGGAUUUACGAUGGACGAAAAGGAGGAGGACGGCGACGAGGAACGUGACAGAUUACGUUGACGUCUGUGUUGCGGGGGGAUUGGUUACCUGGUCUCCCGUCGGAGAAGCAGAUGAGGAAGUUUCAGGAAGAACCAUCCGGUCCUUAAUGUGCAUAUCUACAUGGUGUGUGUGUGAGGGGGCUUUGUUUCGAGAGCCACAUGGAGUCUCCCUGUUUAAUACCCUUUAAUCCAUAAACCAGCCACUUAACCUCAGACAGACUGGUCAUCUGCAGGCUGACUGGUUCUUAGGAAUGACUUCCAUCUCCAGUUAUUGUUAGUGGUGGGACUGUCAGACUGACAUUUUAAAUGAAAAAGCUGAUUAUCAACUGGUCCUAAAAGGGUUGUAAUGGCAACUGACAUUAAGACGAGGUCUGAAACUGACUGUUAAGUCUUAGACUGAGAACAAUUUUGUGUCGUUCUGGUCCACAACAUAUUUGCAUGCAAGUGUUUACGGAAGAUUAUCAAAAUAUGACCAUACAUAUCUUGUACAAUGGACCAUUUCGUUCCUGAACAGAGGACCAAAGAGUGUGAAGAAGAACCACAACAACAAACCAGCCCCGUCACACUCUGGGGUUGAAAUGAACAUAGAAAUAAAAUUGCUUGAAGGAACUGAGCUACUUGACCAAGACAAUUUCACUGAAACACUCGUUGGGUACACUCAUUGUGGCUGGACAUUGUAAUUUUAUUUCUAUGAUACUGACUUCAAAUGACACCAGCAUAUCUGAUGUUUCUCUCUUGACGCUUGUGGUCAUCGGUAACUUUUACCACGACGAGCCAGCUAGGCCUGUAACCUGCUGCAAAAAGUAGGCUAGCAAGCUAUGCUUAUUUAUAAAAUGUGUUUACAUUUACAUGACAUUAUGCAAUUUCCAUUUGAAUGAGUAAUUUUUCUUCUUGUUUUAGAGGUUUCUUUUUAUGGCUGUUAUGCAUUAUAUGGGUGAUGUGUUUUCUGUCAUAAAACCUUACGGACAUACAGUACCAGUCAAAAGUUUGGACACACCUACUCAUCUAAACUAUGAAAUAACACACACCAAAAAGUGAAAAGUGCUAAACAGAUCUAAAUACAUUUCACAUUGUAGAUUCACCCUUUGCCUUUAUGACAGCUUUAAACAUUCUUAGCAUUCUCACAACCAGCUUUAUGAGGUAGUCACCUGGAAUGCAUUAGAAUGAAUGGGUGUGUCUGUUACAAGUUAACUUUCUGAAUUUCAUUCCUUCUUAAUCCGUUAGGGUGGGUAUACAGAGGUUGAUGAGGUAGGGUGGAUAUACAAAUGACCAUGUGGUGCAGUAGUCCUUAUUCUGACAAGAACAGCUCAAGUAAGCAAAAGAAAAACAACAACCCAUCGUAAUUUUAAGACAUGAAGGUCAGACAGUCCAGACAAUGUCAAGAACUUUGAACGUCUUCACAAGCAGUUGCAAAAACAAUGACCAAACUGGAUGUCAUGACGAUCACCGCGGUAAAGAAAAAGACCAGAGUUACUGUUGCUGCCGAGAAGUUCAUUAUGGUCUCCAUCUUCAGAAAUUGGCAAUUAACAGCACAUCAGAUUGCAGCCCAAACAAAUGCUUCACCGAGUUCAAGUAACAGACAUCUCAACAUCAACAGUUCAUCGGACGUUGCAUGAAUCAGGCUUAUAUGGUCCAAUUGCUGAAAAGAAACCGUUACUGAUGGUCAACAAUAAGAGGACAGGCUUGGGCCAAGAAACAUGAGAAGUGGACAUUAGACCGGUGAAAAUCUGUCCUUUGGUCUGAUGUGUCACAAUUUGAGAUGAUCGGUUCCAGCCGCCAGGUCUUGGUGAGACACAGAGUGGGUGAACAGAUGAUCUCUAGGUGUUGCCCAUCGUAAAGCAUGGAGGAGGUCUGAGGAUGUGAGCGAUGAAUUCAAGUCACCCUCAACCAGCAUGGCUACCAAAGCAUUCUGCAGCGAUACGCUAUUCCAUCUGUUUUGCGCUUAGUGGGACUAGCAUUUGUUUUUCAACAGGACAAUGAUCCAAAGCACACCCCCAGGCCGUGUACGGGCUAUUUGACCAGGGAGAGUGAUGGCGCUGCAACAGAUGAAGUGGCCUCCACCAUCACCCAACCUCCACCCUAAUGAGAUGGUUUGGGAAGGAAUGAGCAGGUAUAUCCAAACCUCUGACUGGUAUUGUAUGUUUAUGUACACAAAGUUCAAACUUAAUUUUCAUAGUGGUCUUAUAUAAUAUGAAUCUCCAUUUAGUAUCAUUUGAUAAUAGGAAAGCAUUUUCUGAGGCUCACUGGGUUAUCCCAGUCUUUUCUACAUUGUUACAGACUGACAACAACACUGUAGCUUACAGCAACUUUAUAAAACAGCCAGAACCAUACAUAAAGCUGUGUUACAGUACUACGAAAAUAAAACGCGGUCAUACAGUGUGCUAAGAA
Molecule: messenger RNA, 5166 nt
Organism: Esox lucius (northern pike)
Lineage: Eukaryota; Metazoa; Chordata; Actinopteri; Esociformes; Esocidae
Gene: syt14b
Product: synaptotagmin XIVb
Exons: 11
Coding region: 1181-2644 (487 amino acids)
Source: RefSeq, a predicted model, not a curated record